This is a messenger RNA of Toxotes jaculatrix (banded archerfish), 5413 nucleotides long. It is a transcript of the gene dusp10, whose product is annotated as dual specificity phosphatase 10. The transcript is spliced from 4 exons. NCBI's taxonomy places the organism in Eukaryota, Metazoa, Chordata, Actinopteri, Toxotidae. The coding region runs from base 228 to 1646 and encodes 472 amino acids. Gene Ontology annotation, molecular function: protein tyrosine/threonine phosphatase activity; MAP kinase tyrosine/serine/threonine phosphatase activity. Gene Ontology annotation, cellular component: cytoplasm; cytosol. Gene Ontology annotation, biological process: negative regulation of JUN kinase activity; protein dephosphorylation. The record is from RefSeq and is a predicted model, not a curated record.
UCAAUCCCGCGGUGCGACUUCAGUAGGCUGGCGGACUUCCUUCAAUAUUAUUUCUGGGGGAGCGGGGUAAAAGUACUAAAAAAUGUUGCCGAUCCACAACACUGGGAUGGACUGAAUGGAGGCAACGCUGUCAGCGAGCGGAGAUAAUAAAUCCGUCUACAGUCAAACGCGACACACACCGAGCGGCUUGUUGAGUUCUCCGUAAACGUCCAGCCCUCGGCCUCCCCAUGCCUCCAUCUCCUCUUGACGACAGAAUUGUGGUGGCGCUGCCAAGGCCGAUCCGACCUCAGGAACUCCAACUGCGCCUGGACACCAGCUACCUGGACUCCAUCGCCACCAGCAGCAGCAGCAAGACAGUCAUCAGCACCACCGUGGUGAAGAUCCGGGCGACGGCCAAUCUUGUAACGUAUAUGCCCUCAUCCAAGGGCUCCACGCGCUCGUUGUCGUGUGGAUGCAGCAGUGCCAGCUGCUGCUCUGUGACUACCUAUGAGAAGGACAGCCAGAGCCUCAGCCACAGCCAGGUGAGCGCCAGCAGCCCCAACCUCAGCUAUGCCGGGCCCCCCACCCCAAUGGUCAGCAACCAUGAAGCAUUAAGCGCGCCCAGUCUCAUCCCGGGAACUCCAAAGGCUGUAUCCACCGUGAGGGUCAUCCAUCCCAAUGAGCUGGCCAAGCGGAUGACCUGCUGCCCCAUGGGACACCCUGUAGGGCCCAUGCCGGUCAUCAUCGACUGCCGGCCCUUCAUGGAGUACAACAAGAGCCACAUCCGGGGGGCCGUUCACAUCAACUGCUCCGACAAGAUAAGCCGGCGGCGGCUGCAGCAGGGCAAGAUCACUGUGCUGGACCUCAUCUCCUGCCGUGAGGGCAAGGACUCUUUUAAGGGCAUCUUCUCCAAAGAGAUAGUGGUUUAUGACGAGAGCACCUCGGACCCUAACCGGCUGACAUCCUCCCAGCCUCUACAUGUGGUCCUGGAGUCACUGAGGAGGGAAGGCAAAGACCCGAUCAUCCUCAAAGGAGGCCUUAGCUCCUUCAGGCAGAGCCACGAGAACCUGUGCGAGCACUCGCUGCACCUUCACGAGGGCUUGGACACGGGCGCAGCUGCUGGCCUGACGGGGGCGCUACCUCACUCCCUGCCCUCCACCCCGGACAUAGAGAACGCAGAGCUGACGCCAAUCCUGCCCUUCCUCUACCUGGGGAACGAGCACGACGCUCAGGACAUCAACCUGCUACAGCGCUUGAACAUUGGCUACAUCCUAAACGUGACCACCCACCUGCCGCUCUACCACUAUGACACGGGCCUCUUCAUCUACAAGCGCCUGCCCGCCACGGACAGCAACAAGCAGAACCUGCGCCAGUACUUCGAGGAGGCGUUUGAAUUCAUCGAGGAAGCACAUCAAGCAGGUAUGGGCCUUCUGAUCCACUGCCAGGCAGGCGUGUCUCGGUCAGCCACCAUCGUGAUAGCCUACCUGAUGAAGCACACCUGGAUGACCAUGACAGACGCUUACAAGUUUGUCAAAACCAGGAGGCCCAUCAUUUCCCCAAACCUCAACUUCAUGGGCCAGCUGCUGGAGUUUGAGGAGGACCUCAACAACGGAAUAACGCCACGAAUCCUCACACCAAAGCUGAUAGGUGUGGAGACCGUCGUCUAAACGAACCCCUUGUCUGACCUGACGCUCAGACUUAAACUCACUCUCGCUGUUUUUCAAGAGAGACCAGCUGGUUUGAAUCGUGAGCCGCUGUAUUCUUCUUGAAUCUCCUCACACUCAUAUUGGACUCUCUUGAGUGCCAAAGCUCUGGGUCAGUGGUGAUGAGAAAUGCCAAAAAUCCCUACUGUUUGGACCUGGCCGAUGUCCCGGAGGAGAAGAUGAGUUAGAGAGAUAGAGAAAGAGGAAGCGGUCAGUGGGAAGAUUUCCAUUUGUGACCGCAGAGGAGCAAAUAUGAGGGAAAAGAAAAAUCGUUUUGGAAAAGAUAUUCAAUGUGCUUACGGGCAAUUACUGACAAGAGAAACUCUUAAAGCUCACACUGUGGCACACAGUUUAUGUUUGCGGACUCAGGCGGGGUUGGCCACGGCAGUGCCUGUCAAAAAAAAAAAAAAAAAAAGAUGAAGACAUGUUUGGUGUGUUAAUGUUGUUGUUCUAUUUUUAUACAGGGGUUUAUGGGGUUGACCAUGACGAGCCCACAGCGGCUUACUGUGCAAUAAUUUCAGAGUGGAAUGCAACUGAGACCUUGAUCUUAUGUGUAUAUAUGGGUAAUAAUUACGAAACAUUUCCAGCUCUUUGCUGAAAUACCAUUUUGAUGUUAAUGUAAUUACUGUUGUUCAGUUCUGUACGUUUAUGUUUAGGGUGAAGAUGGUUAUGCUGUAAUAUUUGGCGCAGAUGUGUACGAGAGACAGAAAAAAAAUGGGGCUUUUUUUUUUGAGCUUAUGGGUUUAUGUCAGUCGAACCACAAAUUCAUAUUUCAUGUGUUUGCUUCAGUAUUUUCGUUUUGCCAUUCCUGCAUCUGCAUAUGCAUAUAUUUUAGCAAUAUACAUAUCUAUGUAUAUUACCUGACAGCCAUAAGAGCUUUUUUUAAUGCAUGGCUGCUGGCAGAGGUAAGAACACUUUGAAAUAAUCAGUGAAUAUUAUAAAACAGGGCUACUGGUGAUGUUUAAUGUAACAGAGCGGAGGAAUUUCACUGCCUGUUUCUGUCUCCUCUGCUCUUUUUGCUCCAAUUCAUUCAUGAACCAGCUCUGUUGUGACGUACUUCACUGUUUUACCGUCCCUGCGUAGCUACAUAUUCUGUUUUCGUCUGUGCCCUACAUUUUGAGCUAUGAUUUAGUCCAUUCUAAAGUAGCAGAGUUGAGGUACACACUUCAAACGGUUUAGUUUGACAGCGGUUGUACAGUACAGCAGCGUGACCCUCGUUUAAGCGUUUGCAACUCGCUGACACUAAGCUACAGUUAAGUGAGCUCUACUGCCUUACGAAGGCAAGAGCUGCUGUCACGUGCUGUUCUAGUGCCUCUAUCAAUGCCUUAAUUCAUGUGUCACCAGUGGGCCUGCGCAUGGUACACUCAUCACGUGCAGAUGAAUGCAGAUCACACCGAGGUCGAAUUUGAGCUCCCAGACAACAGCAAGCUGCUCCUGUUUGUCUCUGUGCAACAUGCAGAUUUAACUUUUCAAACAUUAUUUCUGCAGCUCCUGAUUAAUAUGCAGAAUUUUACAGAAUUGCAUUCAGAGAUGCUAAAAAGCCUUGAGGUGAAAAUGCUCAUUAUGUAACGGAUCUCGUGGCGGCAUUUGAAGGAGAAACUGAGCACCACCGUGAAUUGUAAAUCAACUCGGCACUAAAUAGCAGUGGAGUAAAAGUAUAUGCACGCACACAAAGUUUACCCUCACCCUGUUGCAUCUGACUGUAUUCAGCUUUGACUCAUAUUACAACAAACAUAUAUAGAUAAAUAUAAUGAGGAGGAAAGGAUUAAAAAAAUCUGAACUUGCUAGUGCUACUUCUUCAUGCCUUCAUUCUUAUCCAAACCACAGAUUUUUGAAUUCUUGGUGAACAGAAUCUAAAUUUUGCACAUAAGCCAAGUUAGUUUUUACACAUUUGGCUCUCUCAGCUGUUGACGGUUUUAGUGGUGAUUAUAAAAAGGGAAAUUUUUAAGUACCCAUGUGGGAUGCAUGUGUUUUAAGGCGUAGUUCUCUUGUCUUUUCAAUCACUUGUAUACAACUGAGCACACAGUAUAAACACCUUGUUGACUGUGUGCAUGUACAUAAAAAAAUAAACUGAGCAUUUAAACAGCCUUGAGUGCCCAAAAAGGUCCUUUUGAAGAAGCCUUGUUUUAGCUUGAAAACAAGAAUUUGAUAAAUCCAAGGGCUGAUUAAGUUUUUCCAAGACAUAAAGGAGCAUGUAGUCCUUCAAAUGAAGUUAAAACAUGAAGUUCCAAGGUCUUCAUCCAGUAUUUUAUUGUUCUUAGCAAGCUGACUUAAAGCAGCUUCCUCACAAAUGGUUCCUGUUCUGUUUAAGUUCACAUGUUCUUUUGGUUUCUGUUCAGCUCUCCAUUGUUUGCAUGAAAAUAAAGGCAUAAAAUGAAGCACAGGGCUAAAAAUAUCAUUGUCUAAGUACCAAAACUGACAUUUGUUUUGUGAUAUUCUGUGAACCAUUAUAUCUUCAAUACUGAACCCGAAACGAUCAUGUGUCUCUGUCAGUAAGAUGAAGGGGAAUGUAAGGAGUUUUCAUAGCGUAAUGAACACAAAUACACAGUGCACUCAGUAAGGCUUUACAACACCGACAUUCACAACAAUAAGCUUCAAAAAUCCCUCAUGUGAAAAUUCAUGCUAUGCAAAAUGAAACUGUAACAGGUUGUUUCUUUACCCAGCUGUCAUGAAAUCGUUUUGUGAGGUCUCUGCGAACGUUUCGAGCAUGAAUAACAAGUUUGCAGCCUCAGACUGAAGUGAGUUUUAAGCGUGACCUAUCAACAAAGAAGUUUAAAAAAAAAAAAGAAGUUUGUGUGCCGAUGUGUCCUCACUUGUAUUUUUGUUGCUAUCGUCAUUGGUGUCUACUGGUGCUCCACGAUAUAUCUGAAUAUGAUAAAGAGGUAUACGAUAACCAUUUACCACAUGUUUGUAGCUUGUGUAUUUAUAUUCAGUGAUUACCAUUUGCCAAAAGAAAAAGAAAAGAGUGCUUAUCAUCUGAGCCAAUGUUAUAUAAGAAUAAUGUACCUUUUCGUCCCAUCUGCCGGUUCCUACAACCGUGGCGGCACAUGGCUUUUGUAUGUAAUGAUCGAUUUGACUGAACAAUGUAACCGUCGUACUGUACAUCACUCUCUCUGGUUGGAAAAGAAGCAUGAUGUGUGCUCCUGGUCUGUGAGGGACGCUCGCAGUCAUUAUGGUGCUGUCUGUCUUUCCCACACUGCUCUUUCUGUAGAGGUCACAACCUGAUUGACAGCUCCUAGAGGCAUCUGGGUCUGUUCCCUUUUAUUUGGAAACACGGUUCUGCGUUAGAACAAUAUCAAGCUGUCAUGUUUGAUGUGCACUCUUUACGACUAGACUUGUUUAAGAGUCUCUGCUUUGGGCUCAGAGGCUCCGGUGGAAAUGGGCUUCGCUCUACAAGUCUCUGUAUCUUUCUUUGUGUCUGUAGUCAACGGUCAAGUAUAUACAGUAUAUAAAUAUAUAUAUAUAUAUAUCUAUUUUCUUUGUAUGCAUAUAUUCAUUACUAUUUUUGCACUGACCUACGGACAGAUGGAUUUAUUUUUUUCCACAAAGGGUGCUAUUAUAACGGAGGCCUUCUCCCACACCUUUUUGCAUGACUUGCUCAAAAUUCCUCAACUGGUCUGUCAUCUCUCCUACUCUUCUCCUACUACUCCUUGAACUGUUGCAAUUGAAGCACUGUAAUUUUGUAAUCCCUACUUGUGAGCUUUGAAAUAAACAGGGAGGCUUCAAGUUUG